AUGUUCAAAGGACAACAGAGCAAACGAAAUGUAUUUCUUAAUUGUGUUGGCGAUGAGAAGUUCUCUUGGCAGUGUAUGGAGAGGUCAGACUGCCGGGAGCGAGCCAGUGUGAUCUGCAGCAAUCACAGGAGGUUCAGUCUACGAGAUGGCAGCGAUGCUUGCUCUGGGUUGGUGGAAGAGAAAACUGUGAAACAAAAAUCAUGGAAUCCUGUUCAGCCGGCAAAUGUGAAGCCUGAAGUCAUCUGUCCACAACUGAACUGUGGUUCCACUGGAAAAUUUACAAAUGGAACUAACAUCCUGACGUGCUCAGACCGCGUGAAACUCCAGAAUUUCACAACAGAGUGUUUUGGAGAUGUUUCCAUUGCUGUGAAUGGUAUUAUCUAUGAAGUGUGCUACAGUGAGCAGGAUUCGUUUCAGUCCCGUAAAAAGAUGGGGGCUAUGGUCUGUCGAGAGCUUGGCUGUGGUGAGAUGCUGCGUGUAAAAAAGGGCUCCUUUACUUCUAAUGGUUUUCUGAGUAAUGUUGAUUGUCAGGGUGAUGAACGGUCACUGUGGCAUUGUCUGGCAAUUCAUGAGAAAAAACAAUGCUGGGGAACCAAAGUUAUAUGUUCAGGCAGCUUGGAUGUGCGUUUGAGUGACGGUCUGGGUCGCUGUUCUGGACGUGUAGAGGUGAAAUGGGAAGGCUCAUGGAGGCCCAUUGGCUCUGAAAACAACACUAUGAAUUCAGACGUGGUGUGUCAACAUCUAAACUGUGGUGCAUCCUCAAAAAUAAACAGACAACUUUUCACUGAAGGAGAAAAGACACUGCAAUGGCUGUGGGAUGUCAGCUGUAGAAGCUCUUCAGCAAAGCUCCAUGAGUGUUUCGAGAAUACUGUCUUGAGGACACCUCGUCAAAACGAGAAAAACAAAGAAAUCAUUUGCCAAAAGGAAGAACUGAAGUUCUUUGAAGGUGAUUCUCCAUGCGAGGGAAAAGUGCGCAUCAAGCAAUUUUAUGAUAAGGCUGUCUGGCUGCCUGCAACACCAGAAAAAGCCAAUGACACAUGCAAAGCAAUGCAGUGUGGAACUCUGGUCUCCUUUGAGAAAAGCCAAACCACAGAUGCCAAAGUCAAAUGUUCAGGGACAAAGACUCUGGCACUUGAAAACUCGCUUGGAGAAAAAUGCUGGGGAAUGGUGAAGGUCUGCGGAGAUGACCAGUGUGGAGGGGUUUGCAGCAACAAUUGGAGAACAGAUGAAGACUCCAGAAUGAUCUGUGGGAACCUGGGCUGUGGAAAUCCAAUUCAAGCCAAGUUACCACUUCAGAUAAAUAAUCUACCUGCCACUUACAGUAGUGUGUACUGCUCAGAAAAUGUACAAAAUAUGAUCAUGUGCAAUUUUAUUCCCAACAAAAACCCCACCUGCAAAUCCCUAGCCAACGUGAUAUGCACAGCAUGGAAACGAUUGCUCCUCUAUAAUAAGGAAGGAGAAUGCAGUGGUCCAGUAUAUGGUCUGCGAGAUAGGAAAACACCCACUCCAGUCAGCAUAAGUGGAUGGGGCAACGAGGAAGGACAAAAGCUGUGCGAGUAUCUACAGUGUGGAAAACACAUACCACACAUCUCUAAUUACACAAACACAAACACAAAAGAGUGGUGGAACAAUACCUAUAAUUGCUCAGGGAAAGAGAAUAUUUGGGAAUGCGAGAGCAAUGAUCAGCCCGUCCAGAAUCAACAGCAGUUAAACAUCAAGUGUGACCAUAAACCUCCAAAAAUUAGGCUCUCAAACAACUGCACAGGCGAGGUGCUCAUAGAUGAAGAGCAUGUUUGUGCAUCCCGGUGGGAUGCUGGGAUGUCCAACAAGUUAUGUGACAGCCUCAAUUGUGGUAAGGCACUCUACAGCUGGACCACAGAGUCCAGAGAAAAAAAUACUUGGCAUUUCAGCUGCACAGGCAACGAGACAUUGAUGUGGCAGUGUGGCUCUAGAAAAGACAGCUGUGAGAACAUCCUCUCUGUGGCCUGCAAAGAUAGUGUUGAAUUCAACUCUACUGAGAAGUGUGGCGGGAAGCUUGUGAUCAAGUAUCAGGGGCGAUGGGAAUAUGUCUGUGGAAAACUGACUCCGAAUGAUAACAAGAAGUUUUUAAGAUAUUACAGAAGUAAAAAGGGCAAAGACGUCAACCCAGAUGUGAAUGAAAUGGAUAAGAUGGAUACAGAGGACAAAGCAUUUUUUGAUAAUGAUGACUACGAGGAUGUGGAUUCUCUCAUGGACAAGUCAGGAGAGGAGGAUGAAGAUGACAGAAAGAGGGAUUCUUCUGGGACAGAAUAUGAUGACAUUGAGGGACAAGCCAAUGGAACCUCUCCUUCUCAAACCCACCAUGAUGAAGACCUCGACAUCCCUCUCCUUCCCAAGAGACCCGAGAACAUUCUUGAUCAGGACACCUAUGAAGUGGAGACAGAGAAACAGAAGGACUGUGAUGAUGUCAUAUCUGUCGAGGCUACAGCCAAUGAAAAUGCAGGGAUGACAGGCACACAAGCUCAUGUAGAUGUAGACGUGGAUGAAGGUGCAGAUUCAGAUUUAGAUGCAGGUCUGUUUGCAAAUGCUGAUGCAGAUAUGUUGACCACAGAGGUAGAAGUUCACGCUCAAGCAGAGUAA
Carassius auratus (goldfish) is the source of this 2619-nucleotide messenger RNA. RefSeq names its product scavenger receptor cysteine-rich type 1 protein M160-like. Lineage: Eukaryota; Metazoa; Chordata; Actinopteri; Cypriniformes; Cyprinidae. Gene Ontology annotation, biological process: zymogen activation. The record is from RefSeq and is a predicted model, not a curated record. Gene Ontology annotation, molecular function: serine-type endopeptidase activity. The coding region runs from base 1 to 2619 and encodes 872 amino acids. Gene Ontology annotation, cellular component: plasma membrane. The transcript is spliced from 13 exons.